ACCAGAAAAUGCCUCAGCAUGCGAACUGACAACCAGAGCUUCCUGUGGGACCCCCCGAGGGACUUCAUCCUUCUAGGUGUUUCUGACAGGCCAUGGCUGGAACUCCCUCUCUUUGUGGUCCUCCUGGGGUCGUACGUCCUUGCCAUGUUGGGGAACAUCACCAUCAUCCUGGUGUCCCGGCUGGACCCCCAGCUCCAGAGCCCCAUGUACACCUUUCUCAGGCACCUGUCCUUCCUGGACCUCUGCUACACCACCACCACGGUCCCUCAGAUGCUGGCCAACAUGGGAGGCUCCAAAAAGACCAUCAGCUACAGUGGCUGCACAGUGCAGUACGCGAUUUUCCACUGGUUGGGCUGCACUGAGUGUGUCGUUUUGGCCGCCAUGGCCCUAGACCGCUAUGUGGCCAUCUGCGAGCCCCUGCGGUACACCCUUGUCAUGCAUGGGCCUCUCUGCCAGCAGCUCGUGCUCGUGGCCUGGCUCAGUGGCUUUGGCAACUCCCUAGUUCAGGUAGUCUUGACGGUGCAGUUGCCUUUCUGUGGGCAGCAGGUGCUAAACAACUUCUUCUGUGAGGUACCAGCUAUGAUCAAGUUGUCGUGUGCAGAUACAGCCAUUAAUGACACCACAUUGGCUGUGCUGGUGGCCUUCUUCGUGCUGGUCCCCCUAGCUCUCAUCCUGCUCUCCUAUGGCUUCAUUGCCCGUGCGGUGCUCAGGAUCCAGUCCUCAAAGGGACGGCACAAGGCCUUUGGGACCUGUUCCUCCCACCUGGUGGUGGUCUCCCUCUUCUACCUUCCUGCCAUCUACAUGUACCUGCAGCCCCCUUCCAGCUACUCCCAAGAGCAGGGCAAGUUCAUCUCCCUCUUCUACUCCAUAAUCACCCCCACCCUCAAUCCCUUCAUCUACACCCUGAGGAAUAAGGAUAUGAAGGGAGCUCUGAGAAGACUCCUGGCAAGGGUCUGGAUGCUUUGCAGAAGAUGAAGACCUGAGAUGUGACGAUUUCCAUUGGUUACAGAACACCAAGCAGGUGUAUUGUGUGCUGAAAGCAC
This is a messenger RNA of Rhinolophus ferrumequinum (greater horseshoe bat), 1043 nucleotides long. RefSeq names its product olfactory receptor 2B11. The transcript has a single exon. Gene Ontology annotation, molecular function: olfactory receptor activity; G protein-coupled receptor activity. The record is from RefSeq and is a predicted model, not a curated record. The coding region runs from base 19 to 975 and encodes 318 amino acids. Lineage: Eukaryota; Metazoa; Chordata; Mammalia; Chiroptera; Rhinolophidae. Gene Ontology annotation, biological process: G protein-coupled receptor signaling pathway. Gene Ontology annotation, cellular component: membrane.